Dendrobium catenatum is the source of this 915-nucleotide messenger RNA. Its product is annotated as pentatricopeptide repeat-containing protein At5g48910-like. The annotation marks the transcript as partial. Gene Ontology annotation, biological process: RNA modification. Gene Ontology annotation, molecular function: RNA binding; protein binding. The record is from RefSeq and is a predicted model, not a curated record. Lineage: Eukaryota; Viridiplantae; Streptophyta; Magnoliopsida; Asparagales; Orchidaceae. The transcript has a single exon.
CAAAUUGGUUUUGCAAGGGAGUUGUUUGACAAAAUGCCCGAGAGAAAUGCUGUUUCUUGGAGCACCAUGAUCACUGCUUAUGCGGGGGUUGGGAUGUUUACUGAGGCUUUGGAUGCUUUCAAUGAGAUGCAGGUUGCAGGGGUUGAGCCUAACCAUGCUGGGGUGGUGGGAGCACUCUGCGCUUGUGGUUUUCUUGGAUCUUUGGAUCAGGGCAAGUGGAUUCAUACUUUCGUGGAGAGGAAUGGAAUGGAAUUAGAUAGGAUUCUAGGGACUGCACUGAUAGAUAUGUAUGCUAAGUGCGGUUGCAUUGAUAAUGCGGAUCAAGUGUUUGAGGAAAUGAUUGAAAAGGAUGUGUUUGCUUAUACGGCGAUGAUCUCAGGGUUUUCUAAUCAUGGGCAGAGUGAGAAGGCGAUUGAGAUGUUUGCCCGGAUGGAAGAGGAAGGGGUGAAGCCUAAUGAAGUGACAUUUAUUUGCAUCUUGAGUGCUUGUGGCAGACUUGGUUUAGUUGAGUUGGGAAAGCAUUUCUUUGAAAGUAUGGGCAGGGUUUAUGGAAUUGAACCAGGAGUGGAGCACUAUGGUUGCUUGGUGGAUCUUUUGUCAAGGGCUGGAUUGAUUGAUGAAGCGCAAAAGUUGAUAAGGGAAAUGCGAAUAGAGCCUGAUUCAUAUGUGUUGGGUGCCUUGCUCAAUGCUUGUAGAGUUCAUGGGGAGGUGGAGGUGGGAAAGGACAUUGUUGAGAGCCUAGUGGAAAUGGGCCUUGAUCAUAGUGGUGUUCAUGUGUUACUUUCAAAUAUGUAUGCAUCUUCUUUCAGGUGGGAAGAUGUGAGGAAGGUGAGGAGAGAGAUGGAUGAAAAUAAGGUUAGGAAAUUGCCUGGAUGUAGCAUGAUUGAGGUUGAUGGUGUGGCUUGUGAGUUUGUA